CAACCCCAGCUCAGAACGCCACCCUGGAUGCCCUCAACUGCCUCUCUUCUUUACUGGUCCUGCCCCUGCGUGGGACUCAGGGGGCGGAACCAGGCCUAAGAGCCUGGCGAUGGCUAUGGCUACCAUAGUGUAUGACACAUCUGAUGCGGUGGAGCUCUGCCCCUCCUAUGGCCUGUACCUGAAACCCAUCACAAAAAUGACCAUCAGCGUGGCUCUCCCGCAGCUGCAGCACCCUGGGAAGUCUAUCUCCAACUGGGAGGUGAUGGAGCGGCUCAAAGACAUGGUGCACAACCACCAGUUCUCCACGCUGCGCAUCUCCAAGAGCACCCUGGACUUCAUCCGUUUCGAGGGGGAGGUAGAGAACAAGAGCCUGGUCAAGUCAUUCCUAGCCUGCCUGGACGGCAAGACCAUCAAGCUCAGUGGCUUCUCCAACAUCUUGAAGGUGCAUGCCACUGAAUUCAAGAUGGACUUCCCCACCCAGGACUUCUUUGUCAAUACAAAGGAAAGGAAUGAGAUGCUGCCAGGGGAAUGGCCAGACACCAUCCACUUAGAGGGGCUGCCUUGCAAGUGGUUUGCUCAGAAGGAAUCAGGCUCGGAGAAGCCCAGCCAGGAGGUACUCGUCAAGGUGUUUGAGAAGUUUGGAGAGAUCAGGAAUGUGGACAUCCCCAUGCUGGACCCCUAUCGAGAGGAGAUGACCAGUCGAACUUUCCACAUGUUUGGUUUCGGGGGACACUUAACCUUUGAGGCCUACAUACAGUAUUGCAAGUAUGGGGGUUUCCUCCAGGCCAUGAAAGCCUUGCAUGGGAUGAAGUUAAUGUACAAAGGGAAAGAUGGCAAGGCUGUGGCCUGUAACAUCAAAGUUUCUUUUGAUUCCACCAAACACCUGGGAGAGGCUUCAAUUAAAAAACGGCAACUGGAGAAACAGAAGCUUCAAGAGCUGGAGCAGCAGCGUGAACAGAAGCGCAAACAGAAGGAAGCGGAAGCAAGGCUGUGGGUGAAGGAAAGGAAAGAGAAGGAGCAGGAAGAACUGGCGAGAGAGAGGAAGAGGGAAGAGAAAGUUCAUAGAAGACCACAAAAGCAGAGAGCUCGAGAGAUCUGGCGAAGUCAGAAGCAGCUGGAGAAGCUUCAGGCAGAAGAGCAGAAAAAGCUCCAGAAGAUCAAGCUGGAGGAGAGGAAGCUGCUGCUGGUACAAAGGAACCUCCAGUCUAUCCGGCUUUUGGUGGAGCUGCUGAGCAGAGCCAAGGCUGCAAAGCUGGAGAAACAGGAGCAGCAGGCGCUGAGGCUGGUGGCGGAGGAGGAACACCACAUGCAGGUGCAGCAGCUGAGCAUCCUAUUGUGCGAGAAGCCCCAAGACAUGGACCAGUGCAAAGACCUGCAGCAGCCCAAGCGAGAUUUCCUGCAGCCUGCAUUUUCUGGCAGCCAGAUUACCUGUGCAGCCAUACUCCACCCCCUCCAGAGCCCAAUGGUCCCCAGAACCCCCAAGGAGGCCCUGUGCCACAUGGAGACAGACUGCACGCCCAGGAACUUGAUAGGCAGCAAAUUAAACAAAGCUGGGUACAAGGAGGCUCAGACUUCACUCUGUGUGGGCGCGGAGAGUGACUCUCUGGAGAAGAGGUGCCCAGAGGUCCUUCCCAGAAUCCCCAAGGACAACCAGCAGGCCAAGAGCGUCCCCACUUGUGGCCACAGCGUGCCUAAGGAGGGCAGGUUGAAGCAGAUCAAGAGUAACUGGGAGCCCAGCAAAGGCCACAUGCAGGCCACACACAACGGGAGAGCUGAGGAGCAGAACCUACCAAAUACUAGCUGGGCCAGAACCAGCUGUAAGGGCUCAAGGCUGCAGAGCAAGGUGCAGCAGCAGCGCCAGAAGCUCUCCCAUCGGGACCUGAGGAAGUCCCACAGCAAAGACAGGGUCAGCCGCAGGGAAAGAAGCAGAGGGCGCAGCUGCCACCGUGAAAACUCCCGGUCCCCAAGAAACCAACACAGAAUCAGGAACAGGUAAUGAAGGCCUGGGCUUCCCCAAGGGUGCUGCCCCGUGUCCUGUGACUCUUGCCUACCUGUAUUAAAGCCCAGUUCUUAUGUGAUCAAUGUCCCAGGAACCCAAACUCAGUUCACAGUAAGACAGGGCACUGAAAACUCAUUCUCAUCAGCCUCGCACACAAGGUCGCUGCUGGCAUCUCAGUUCUAGAUGUGUCACUAGUUUUAAUUUUCCUUGGAAACUACGGAUCAGAUAAAUCUGACCCCUCGUCUUAAGCAGGAAAACCACAAAGACUAACAAUGUUAAGAAUGGCAGAUCAGUCAUGAAGAGUACAGAGCAGAUUUUGCGUGUACCAGGAGAGGCCAGCAAAGUCGUCACGUGUCCUGCAGCUGAAGAGGAAGAAUGUGAGAAGUGAGGGCUUCCACAGACCCACAAGGCCCAAGUGAAGACAGUGCCUUGCGAUGGUGGGCUGGUUCUUUUUUUCUGUCCCUUCUGUAAUUCUUAAAUAACUGGUGGAAUGCCAAAAGAAGAGGCUGACUGUGGCACAUUCAGUCCUGCAAAGAAAGUGGAAACUCAAACGUGCCCUACAUUUGU
Molecule: messenger RNA, 2566 nt
Organism: Cavia porcellus (domestic guinea pig)
Lineage: Eukaryota; Metazoa; Chordata; Mammalia; Rodentia; Caviidae
Gene: Akap17a
Product: A-kinase anchoring protein 17A
Exons: 2
Coding region: 110-1996 (628 amino acids)
Biological process (GO): regulation of RNA splicing
Cellular component (GO): cytosol; nuclear speck
Molecular function (GO): protein kinase A binding; RNA binding
Source: RefSeq, a predicted model, not a curated record